Messenger RNA from Zychaea mexicana, 1874 nucleotides. RefSeq lists its product as uncharacterized. Lineage: Eukaryota; Fungi; Mucoromycota; Mucoromycetes; Mucorales; Lichtheimiaceae. The coding region runs from base 179 to 1636 and encodes 485 amino acids. The transcript has a single exon. The record is from RefSeq and is a predicted model, not a curated record.
ACUGGCGCACCAACGGACAACGCCCCACGAUGGCGUCAUUUAUGAGUGUCACGCGUUGGGUGGUACCAGUAGUAGUAGCACCAAGAACAAAAACGUUACCGUUUGCGCAUUUCAUGCUCACAAGGACAUUUGGGAUGCGUAUCGCGAGAUUUUACGCGACGGACGAAGGAUCGAUAAGAUGGAUCCGGCUCUUUUAUUGUGUCCAGCGUUCAAUCUAACAUUUACCAUUGUCACGCGACUGAACAACACGUAUACCAAACGGUUACCUUAUCCACCACCCAGAUGUUAUUGCAACAAGCCGGUCCUAUUGGAUUUGCGUUCCAUCAAGUACAACCAUCGAUCCUACUUUGUCUGUUCAGAUUAUGAUCACAUUGAUGCGCCUCUUCGAUGUGGUUUCUUCGCUUGGGCGGAUCAAGUACGCUGCAGAAUACCGGACACGCUGCCUCACUCUCAUUCUUCAUUGGCGCAACCAUCAUCACCACCAUCGUCGUCGUCGUCUUCCUGGCAACAUCAUCAACAGAUAUUAUCACCCUCUUCUCCUGUUCCACCUCCAUGGUCACCUUUAUUAUCCUCUACUUCCUAUUCAUCAACAUCCGUUUCUGAUCACGACCAUCAACAGCAAUCACAACAACAAUCAAAACCAUAUUUCUCAGCCGACAUGCCCCCCUUUCUUCCGUCUUCACGCGAAUCCAUACCCUCAACGCCCAGCACCACGUCCGCACGCACUUUCCCCAUCAAUUACGACGAAGACGCGAGCAUCUACACCCCACGAACCUCCAAAAUCGACAACCCAAUAUACGCACUGGCAUCAUCAGGAAGAAGCGGCGCCAAAGCUGAAGAAGGUAAAGACUGUUCUACUGGAGCGAGCGACGAAUUCGUUCGGUUACUACAAGGUGCCAAGAUGCCCUUGUGGCAUACGUCCACCAAAGAACAGGGUGAUCCGAAUGAUUUGCGCAGCGGUACAUCAUUGCUCGAUGCUUUAAACGGCGUAAAAGCCGGCGGUGGCGGUAACGAUAACGAAAGCACAUCGGCAUCAUCCUCACUACCCGGAUCACCUCAGCAACGCGAAACAACGGCACUUCGAGGCGUCUACGGACUACUUAUACCCGGCUCGGUGUACAUGCGCCAAGCCAUCAAGAAGAAGAAUACGGACAUAGCGCGGGCCAAGGAGAAGCAAAUGACAGAGGAAAAGCUAGAGGAGCUGAGACAACAAAUUGCAAGCAUGGAAGAAACGAUCCGAGACUUGGAGGCCGAGAAUCAAAAAGAACGGGCAGCGAAGCAGGUCAAAGAGGAGGAGUUGUCCGACCUUAUUAACAAACAAGAGAAGCAUGCGGUCGAUGCGCAGGAACUGAUUCAAAAAGCAGAAAAGCUGUUGGCGGACAAGGAGGAGAUUACGGCUUCAAUGCAACAGGUGCAGGAGAUUUUGGCGGAAGAGACCAUGUUGCGUGAAAAGAGUCAACGACGCAGGAUCAAGUUGGAGAUGAUACUCUAUGAUAUACUGGCAAUGAACGAGUCGCUGAAACAAGAGAUGGCUGAAAAGGAAGAAAAGCUCAGUAUGAAGGAUCUCAAGUGUCGUGUUUGCUUUCAGGAAAAUAUCGAGUUUGCUUUGGUGCCUUGCUAUCACUGCUGUAAGUGAACAGUUUUCUUUUGUUUUCUCGGAGUGGGGUAAGGAGGAUGUGCUUGCAUUUCCAGGGCAAGGAUGGGGGAAAAGAUGUGAAGCUAAUGCUUUUUGAACAUUUUUUAUACAGCUUAUUGUAAAGCAUGCGCUGAAAAGCUGUCAGAAUGCGCCAUUUGCAGAACAACUAAAUUUGCAAUCCAAAAAGUUUAUGUGAGCUAAUUGGAUGGUACGUGGGUUUUCUGUUAUGCUUUGGAGA